AUGGCUUCACUUUUAUCCCAUCGAGAAAAUGGGGUCCUGUCAUCAGCUCCGCCUGCGGAACCCCUCUCCGGCACGGUCAUCAGUGUGAUACUCGCAUUCAGCGCUUUAUCCAUAAUAUCAUGUUUCCUAACGCAAAGGUCAAUAGCGGUUAAAUCAUGGAGACGCUUAUCUCUUAUUGCCAUACUGGUUUCCACGAUCUAUAUCGACUCAUGGAUAUUCGUGUUCGCCUCAGGCAUCAUCGACUAUGGAAUAGGCGUGGAUACGAAUCUAGAAGCCUGUUCAGCCGCUAUACUUAUAUGCUUGUUCUUCUAUGUUACUACCAAACUGAUAUAUAUCUUCCUCGUCGAGAAAGCAUUUAUCAUUCAGGGCAGCACGAAGCGGCGAUUUGAAUCCAGGUUGUACUUAUUCAACUCCUUCGGUAUACUAACUUUAUAUGCGAUCGUGUGUACCUUGGCAUUUGUUUAUCGCAUCGCUCGAAUGGAUAAUGGACAAUGUAUCAUUGGGAUAGAGAGAUCGGCCAUGAUCCCCCUCAUAACGUUCGAUGCCGCUGUAAACGUGUACCUCACGAUCUUAUUCUUGAACCCCUUACGAAGUGUCUACUCGCUAAAAGCUCGCUCCCGUGCAUCCAUUAAUACUCCGAAAUUGCGUGCUGCAACCAUUCGGACUUUUGUUGGCGCCCUAUGUACAACCACUUCAAGCAUAGUGAACCUUACAGUUCUCAUGGUUCUCGACGGCGAGCCCGGAUGGGUAUGCCUUACAUGUUGUAAUGCGGAUAUUCUCUUUUCCGCGCUAGUAAUCCAAUGGAUAACAUCCCACGACAGCACCGGCGCUCACGAUUCAUCUCCCCCCUCUGAUAAGGUCCAAUCCUACCAACCAACCAAUACGCUUCCCCCCCCACCAGCUCCUCCUCGCCCACCACGACGCGGUCGCGGGCAGAAAAAGCUCAACAUCUCGCUCCCGCUAAAGACGACCAGUACGUCGCAAUACGAGCACAUAUUCGGAGACAUCGAGGCAGAAGCCGACAUCACAAGUGCCAGCAGCGCAUUUACCUCGCUCAAAAAGUCUGGGACCGCGACCCCCAGAUUCGACUACGACAUCUGCGGAAACGAAGGCGACGACGAACGCCCCAACGACAACAGUAUACUCCAAGAACAAGAACAAGCGAACGAGGUAAACGAGCAGAGCGAUACCACAAACGCCACAACCCUCAACGACAAACCCAACAACCGUACCCCCGACCCCUCAACCCGCACCCUAACAAGCCCACCAAGCACGCAUCUAAGCCCAUCCCCCCUCCCACACUCCCACCCACAACCCCCAUCUCAAACCCAAACCCAACCAUCAACCCCAACCACCAAACCCCAUCCAUCACCCGCCUCCGCCGCCGUAGCAGCCGACCUAGAACGACUACGCCGAUACCGCGGGCGCCUGCAACAGCAACACCAACGCGCCAACCCAACCUCCAAAGCCGCCUCACCCUCUCUUUCCACAAAACCAGCAACAGGCCCCACAGGCGCGCUCAUUAAACCCCCUCUCCUAGCCCCGGAUACAUCCGCCAUGACACGUAAAAGCAGUGCACGGGACCCCGGGCACGCGUAUCGCAUUAGCCCACUCGUCUUCGAGGGGGGAAGCUCAGAUUCGCGGUGGCUUGAUCUCGUGGAUGUGGAAGUGGAAGUGGGGAAAGGAGGGAAGGGUGGUGAUCUUGGGGCGGGUGGUUGGAUUUAA
Molecule: messenger RNA, 1725 nt
Organism: Hypoxylon trugodes
Lineage: Eukaryota; Fungi; Ascomycota; Sordariomycetes; Xylariales; Hypoxylaceae
Exons: 11
Coding region: 1-1725 (574 amino acids)
Source: RefSeq, a predicted model, not a curated record